UUGUCUCUGUGUUUGAAGAUCCGGCGUUACAAAGCGAACAAGGAUGUGAUGGAGAAGGCAGCCGAAGUGUACACAUGCCUGAAGUCCCGUGUCCUAGGGCCCAAAGUGGGGGCGAACCAGAAGGUCAACCGGACCGACUCGGAGAAGGACAAAGCUGAAGAGGACAAAGACAAGGAGAAAUUGCCAGAAGGGGAAAGGCAGGAGGAGAGGAGAGAAGAGACAAAUGCUGAUCUCCCAGCCCCUGUGAAUGGUGAAUCAGCGGCCCAGAAAGGGGAGGCCAUAGCAGAGAACAAGGACAGGGACGACGACUGGACUUCUGGAGACACCAAGAGAGGGGCAUCUCCCGAAAACACCCACAACGAAGCGCGUGACUAUCCCAAGACGGAAGGGGCAGAGCGGGAGAGGAUUCCCCCAGAGUCGGACUCAGAGGAUGAGGACGAUGACAGCUGAGGGCCAACGAAAAGAAGCCCCUGCGGGGAAGCAGCGAUAAUGGUGACAGCACCCGGGGGUGUCCCAGCAUUGCCACCCCUGCAGGCCUGGCCUCUGCCGCUGUGCCCUGUGUUUCAGAGAUGUUUUCCAAGCCACGCAGUAGAUGACAUUUCUAGGUCAUGGUCCUUCCUCCCUGCUCUCUCUCCUCUUCCUUGCCAUCCCCUCCGUCCCUUAUCCUCUAUCGCUCUCCAGAGAACGACCAUCUCCUGGGGGCCAUCCUAUGCCGUUGCACGUUUGUAUUGGUCCCGUUUAUUUCUUUCCCCCCAUUUCCCCCCUUCCCUUUUGCCUUUGCCCCUUGUGAUUUCAAACAGACAUGAAAUGAAUAUAUAAAGGGUUGUUUUUUUAAUGAAAAAAAGAGGCCAUUUAUCUUUGUCGAACUUUGUUUCCUCGAUUUUUUUUUCUCUUUCUCUUUCUGUCUCUGUUGGGCAAGGAAGGAGAAGAGUGCAGAAAGGCUUUCGUUUACCAAAAGCCCAGUUUAGGCCAGGAAGGGGCAAACAACUUAAGUACCAGAUUUGUGGUGUCAAGCAAAUAGAUCACCAGUUAAAGCGUGUGACAUCAAACAUGUAGAACAAAAGGGAUUUUUGAGCAAGGAGGGAGGAUAAAAUCAACACAUUGAUGAAAAA
Messenger RNA from Sceloporus undulatus (fence lizard), 1112 nucleotides. Its product is annotated as hepatoma-derived growth factor-related protein 2-like. The record is from RefSeq and is a predicted model, not a curated record. Lineage: Eukaryota; Metazoa; Chordata; Lepidosauria; Squamata; Phrynosomatidae. The transcript has 3 exons. The coding region runs from base 49 to 450 and encodes 133 amino acids.